Messenger RNA from Paramecium pentaurelia, 1158 nucleotides. The record is from the annotation of a GenBank genome assembly. NCBI's taxonomy places the organism in Eukaryota, Ciliophora, Oligohymenophorea, Peniculida, Parameciidae.
AUGGGAAAUUGUUCUUUUUCAAAGUCAUGUGAAGUUAUAGAGCCAAGUAACAUUUAUUACUUAAUUUAAGAUAUAUCGAUUAAAGAUUUUGAUCUCUAAAAAAUUUUAGGAUCUGGUUCUUCUGGAAAAGUGUGGAAGGCUUUAAAUAGAACAAAUAAAUAAUUGGUUGCAAUAAAAGUAAUCUCAAAACUAUUGUAAAUUGAGCUUUUUAUAUUAGGAUCUUAAAGUAGGGAACAGUAUCUCAUGUUAUAAAUGAAAAAAAUAUACUAUCUCAGAUAAAAAAUCCAUUCAUAGUGAAUUUGAAUGCAGCAUUUUAAGACAAUUAUAAUCUAUACUUAUGUAUUGAUUUAAUGUCAGGAGGUGACCUUAGAUAUCAUCUUAAUAAGAAAAAGUAAUUUUCAGAAAGUUAGACAAGUAUAACAAUUAUUCUAUAUAGAAUUUUUUAUUGCUUGUAUUUUCAUUUCUUUAGAUUAUCUUCACUAAUAAGGGAUAAUUCAUAGAGAUUUAAAACCUGAAAACCUUGUUUUUGACAAAUAAGGAUAUAUCCGAUUGACUGAUUUUGGUAUGGCUGGAAUAUGGAGACCAAAUUCAUUAGACUAUGUUUGUGGAAGUGUAGGUUACAUUGCUCCAGAGAUGAUUCUUAAAAAACAACAUGGAAUAGGGGUUGAUUAUUUCGCUUUAGGAAUUAUUGCUUAUGAGUGCAUGUUAGGAAAAAGACCAUAUGAAGCAAAUGAUUUAAAAUAAAUGAAAGAUUUGUUACUAUCUUAAUAAAUUUAAUUAAAGAGAUCAGAAUUACCUAUAGAAUGGUCCAUAGAAGCAGGUGACUUUGUAAAUAGAGUAAUAUUGUCUUCAUAAGCCUAGUUAAUUAAAAUAAAAGCUGAAGAUAGAUUAGGAACAAAUGAUCCUCAAGAGGUAAUGAAACAUCCAUGGUUUAAAAAUUUUGAUUGGAACAAGCUCAUAUCUAAACAAAUGAAUCCUCCUUAUGUUCCUAAAAAAUCUAUUGGAUACAGUAAUUGUCAAAAGUGUAAAGAAAGUAAAUAAAAAUUAUUAAAUAUUGAUAUUUUAAAUUCAAACCAAUCAUGUAAAAAAUAUUAAUAUAAAUAAGAAUUUGCAGGGUAUCAUUUUAAUCCAAAGAAUAAUAACAUCAAAUUAAAAUGA